AUGUUAGCCCUGGAGGAGCCUGGCUUUGCUGUAGGCUUGCUGCAGAAGUCAGCCAGAGCUCCGACCACCAAGAUCAUGCCAGAGUGUCUGAUGGUGGAUGUGGUCAUACCAGCAGUGGUUCUGACGGUGCUGGGCACGCUUGUACUUUAUCUGAUUUUCAGGUUUGCCGUGGACGCUGCCCCAACCACAUACAUGCUCGCACUGGGCGUCUACGCCAACUUCCAGGACACAACAAGGGCCGUAGACGACAACCUUCUCUUCACCUUGGUCCUCGUCAAAAGCUAUAGCCUCGCCGCACAAUUCCAGGCCGGUGGCCGGCUGCUGCUCGUUCUGCGGAACUUGGCCCUGGCAUCCCUCGAGGUGGGAACGGCAGAGCUUUUCCAGAAGAAGUACUACUUUCCACCUGUGGCUGUUGGCUUGUUCUGUGCCCUCAUCGUCUUCACCGCGCUGCCAGUGCAGCUUCUCUACGAGAGGCUGCAGGGCCACAUAUCCCUGCAUGCCAUGCUUUGGGCAAGUUUCGCUGCCGGCUGCUUCCUAAUGUUUGAAAGCUUUUCCGCCCUCUUCACGGCCUCAAUGCUCUUCUUUCCGAUGAUGGCGCUGAGCAGUGGCAUCGUCAUGGCGCACCGUCGGAAGAUGCAGGAAUACGUGAUGCCGGAUGGUUCGUUGCUCGACAGGAACACCACGACGCUGCUGGGCCUUGUGAUGGCCGAUUUCCUGGGUCGGGGCUUAGGGCCCAUCUCGGCGCGCUAUGGCAUCUACCUGGGCGGGCAAAGGGGUUUCGCUUUGACCCAAGUGACGUAUGCGGCCUUAAGCUUGGUGCUGUUCGUGUUGAGUGAGACUGCCAGCAAGAAGGCAAGGAAGGAUACCUCGGAGAGCAGUCCUCAGAGCCAGAGUGAGGAGAGUAGCAGUAGCAAGGGAGACUGA
This is a messenger RNA of Symbiodinium sp. CCMP2592, 924 nucleotides long. The record is from the annotation of a GenBank genome assembly. NCBI's taxonomy places the organism in Eukaryota, Dinophyceae, Suessiales, Symbiodiniaceae.